This is a messenger RNA of Sebastes umbrosus (honeycomb rockfish), 6240 nucleotides long. RefSeq names its product phosphodiesterase 4B, cAMP-specific a (gene pde4ba). Gene Ontology annotation, cellular component: nucleus; perinuclear region of cytoplasm; cytosol. The transcript is spliced from 14 exons. Lineage: Eukaryota; Metazoa; Chordata; Actinopteri; Perciformes; Sebastidae. The record is from RefSeq and is a predicted model, not a curated record. Gene Ontology annotation, biological process: signal transduction. Bases 661 to 2976 code for a protein of 771 amino acids. Gene Ontology annotation, molecular function: 3',5'-cyclic-AMP phosphodiesterase activity; transmembrane transporter binding.
GUGGGAGUGACUCUGUGCCACACCGAGAGUGCCUUUGGGAGAAGUGGGGGUUGUUUGCAGAGAGAGGAGGUCAGUCAAGCAGUGCCUGAUGGAGGGGAGAGCAAGACGGGAGGAGGCAGAGAGCAGUUGUCAGCCCUUCUGAAUCUUUCAUAAGGGAGAUCCUCCAACAUCAAGCUUCCUGGAUGGACUGAGAGAAAGAGUUGGUACUGAGGUGUGCAUUCAGCAGGCACCAACAGUGACAGAGGGACACAGAAAAAAGGAAGCCGAGUGAUAGAGCACUUUGCAGACAGCAAAAGCAGGAGGGAGAUGGGAGAGAAGCAGUGUUGAGAAGAGGAAUUCUUCUCUCCUGGAAGGAGCUGUACGUGACCCCGCUGUGGGUAACAAUCCUCCAAGAACCUCUGAUGAAAAGAAGACCAGCAGGAAAGCACACUGCAUUAGCCAAAGGAAAGACAGGCCACAACUGCUGGCUGGCUAAUCCCUAAACCCGUGAAGAACGGGGGGAAAAGGGGAAGCACAGAGGCAACACAAACAACAAAAGGGUAUGUGUGAGCUGGCUGGGUGAAUGUUUGUAUGUGAGGUAACCUCAAUCUUUCUGCUACAACAUUUCAACACAGCGUGAAACUUCUUGAUAAGGCAAGAGGAGGACAAAAUCAGCUGUACAUGACCAGCCGAUGUGACUUUGGACAGAGAGGGGCAGAAUUUGAAAGAGGUCGGAAAGACUCAACCCAGCGUGCAGGGAUGUCGUCCAACGAGCUGAGCGUUGAGAUGGACUCCUGCAUCCGGACAUUCAAGGAGCACAUGCACCUGGAGCUGGAGCCUCCCAAAAUCCCAGGUGUGGUGGGAGGGAAGAGGGGCGCCACGUCCCCCAAACUGUCCCCGAGAAGCUCGCCGCGCCUCUUCCGCAAGCUGAUGGUCAACAAGAGCAUCCGACAGAGGCGACGCUUCACUGUAGCCCAUACCUGUUUCGAUGUGGAGAAUGGCCCGUCCGCCGGAUGCAGCCCUCUGGACCCCCAGGCCUCCCCCGGCUCUGGUCUGGUCCUUCACACUAACUUCCCCGGUCAUAACCAGCGGCGAGAGUCCUUCCUCUACCGCUCUGACAGCGACUAUGAUCUGUCACCCAAGUCCAUGUCACGAAACUCCUCCAUCGCCUCUGAACUACAUGGUGAUGACCUGAUUGUAACGCCUUUUGCUCAGGUUCUGGCAAGCCUUCGAAGUGUGAGGAAUAACUUCACUGUACUGACCAAUGUCCAGUGUGCCUCCAGCAAGAGGUCUCCUGCAGCAACCACUCAGCCUCCAAUCACCAGAGUUUGUCUCCCAGAUGAGGCGUACCAGAAGCUGGCCAUGGAGACGAUGGAGGAGUUGGACUGGUGUCUGGACCAGCUGGAGACCAUCCAGACCUACCGCUCUGUCAGCGACAUGGCCUCUAACAAGUUCAAGAGAAUGUUGAAUCGGGAGUUGACGCACCUAUCUGAGAUGAGUCGGUCUGGGAAUCAGGUUUCCGAAUUCAUCUCCAACACCUUCCUAGACAAACAGAAUGAUAUGGAGAUCCCGUCUCCGACGUCCAAGACGCGAGAGAAGAAGAAGCAGCAGAAGCAGCAGCUGAUGACGCAGAUCCCCGGAGUCAAGAAGGUCUCCCACGGGCCCUCGCUCUCCGGCAGCUGCGUCUCGCGCUUCGGCGUCAAGACUGACAAGGAGGAACUGCUGUCCAAGGAGCUGGAGGACCUCAACAAGUGGGGCCUGAACAUCUUCACUGUGUCGGAGUACUCCCACAGCCGGCCUCUUACCUGCAUCAUGUACGCCAUCUUCCAGGAGCGAGAACUGUUAAAGACAUUUAAGAUCCCCAUGGAUACGUUCGUGGCCUACAUGAUGACGUUGGAAGAUCACUACCAUUCGGAUGUGGCCUACCAUAACAGCCUGCAUGCUGCUGACGUAGCCCAGUCCACACACAUCCUCCUCUCCACUCCAGCCCUGGAUGCGGUCUUCACAGAUCUCGAGAUCCUAGCAGCCAUCUUUGCUGCAGCUAUCCAUGAUGUUGACCAUCCUGGUGUAUCAAACCAAUUUCUGAUCAAUACCAACUCUGAGCUGGCGCUGAUGUACAACGAUGAGUCUGUGCUGGAGAACCAUCACUUGGCAGUGGGAUUCAAGCUGCUACAGGAAGACAACUGUGAUAUCUUCCAGAACCUCACUAAGAAGCAGCGACAGUCCCUCCGCAAGAUGGUCAUCGACAUGGUUUUGGCCACGGACAUGUCCAAACACAUGAGUCUGCUGGCUGAUCUGAAGACGAUGGUGGAGACCAAGAAGGUUACGAGCUCUGGAGUGCUGCUGCUGGACAACUACACCGACAGGAUACAGGUCCUGCGUAAUAUGGUGCACUGUGCUGACCUGAGCAACCCCACCAAGUCCCUGGAGCUGUACCGUCAGUGGACUGAUCGGAUAAUGGACGAGUUCUUCCACCAGGGAGACAGAGAGAGGGAGCGGGGGAUGGAGAUCAGCCCCAUGUGUGACAAACACACUGCCUCGGUGGAGAAGAGCCAGGUUGGCUUCAUCGACUACAUCGUGCACCCUCUGUGGGAGACCUGGGCCGAUCUGGUUCACCCCGACGCCCAGGACAUUCUGGACACGCUGGAGGACAACAGGAACUGGUACCAGAGCAUGAUCCCCCAGAGUCCCUCCCCGCCCUUCUACGACCAGGUCUCGCACGGACACGGCGGAGGGAGCGGGGGGCAGGGUGGCGGGGAGAAGUUUCAGUUUGAGCUCACCUUGGAGGAGGAGGACUUGGAUGGAAUAGAGAAAGACGGCGAAGGAGAGGAGGACGAGGAGGAGGAAGAGUUAGAUAUAGAAGAGGAGGAGGAUAGUCUAGGAGAUUCCCGUUCUCCUCCCCUGGACUAUUUGAACAGUCAGGAGCUGGAGGAGGGCAACAUGAUGGAGCCGGCAAUAGAGAUAGUGACGCACGAGGCGUCGCCCACGGACACAUAGGGCUUCCAUCAUCAGGCUCACGCGGUGAUUUGAAAGUUUUUUUGGCGAAAGAGGGGCGAUCCUCUUGCAGCUGUGCUUUUUAAUAAGCCCACAGAAGCAAGGGCUUAGUUUGGUCCCGCACGGGGCGUCUUGCACUUGGGUGUUUGAAGCCAGACACAGACGGACAGUUUCAGCGAGGCGGCUUCAGAGUUCUCAGGAAAUAAUGACUGCGAACAUUUUAGUCUGGACGAACAGGCGAGACGGAGGGAGGAACUUGAAGGAUUUCGGCCAGUUUGGGAAAACGGUUACUUUUCUUUUCUGGACUGGCAUUAAAAUGGACAUCGACACUACUGAGAGAAGUUUUGUACCUUAAGACUUUUUUUUACAGAUAUGAUCUAGAAGUAGCAUAGAGUAAGAUCUACUGACGGAGACACAUUUGUAUAGCAAGAGAAAGUGUUUACUUUUUUCCUGUACCAUUUGUCAAAGGACUUUUGUGUGCCUUUUUUACUAUUGUCUUUAUAAUAGUUUUUUAUUUAUUGAACACUCUAGUAUGUCUGUGACAUUUUUUUUCUUAUCUGAAAGAGCAAAAUCUUUUUUGUAUGUUAAAAAGAGAAACAGUCUUCCAUGUAUUGGGCAAUAGAGAAAUCCAAACAAACGUCGACAAACAACUCUCGGACAUCUGAAUAGGGAAACAUCACAUCAUAACGCAUACAUUUGUUUUUUCAAUCUGAGCACAACGUUUCACCAACGGUUCAUGUUACAUGUCUAGUUUGUUGCUUUUCUAUAUCAAGAUGUCGGUCAACGAAAGUCACACUGAAACACAUCCUCUAUACAUCAUCUUCUCUCUUUUUCAUUGUAGCGGUCUGCAGACCAUUUGGGGGCUUCCUACCUUUUCACACCAAAACUUGACUUUUAAUGCAAAAUGCUCAGCGAGGAUGUGAAAUCCUACACUCGCAACUCUAUAGUCAAAUAUUCCUGCUGAAUUUUCAGUAUUAAAUUAUUGGGAAAUUUGAUUUGCACGAUUGUCUUUUUCAUUUUUUUCCAUCCUAUUGUUAUCGUGUUGGUGUGAAAUGGAGGUUAGUCCACUUCAAACCCUCAUAACCGAUGAUCUAAUUCAGCAGAAAUAUAAGCAGGUCUAAAAGCAAACAAGCUGCCCCCUAGAUCUCUAAUAAAACCAGAAAUGAAGUCCGCCAAGGACAAGUGCACAACAGCGGUGGAUCUAUUUUUAGCCCACAGGUAUGCUGCAGUCUCAAUAAUCCUGUUAGAUAGAGCGGGUCCUGACCCCGGACCCGUCUGAUGUAACACCCCCCCCACUGCCCCUCUGCAAUCAGGCCCAGACCAGAUGAUUAAAGGUGCUCUUACAGCUGCCCGUCUGAAAGGCGCUCUCAGACCCUCAUCAGCGCCACUAUUCACAUGGUUUACAAACCCCUCUGGGCUCCACGGACGCGACCCCAAAACAAUCAGGCCAGCUAUUUCUUCCUCGCCAUAUAAAAAAAAAAUCCCUCAAGUGCUGCGUCUGCUCAUUGACGUCAAUUGAAUUUUCCCCUCCCUCCCCCUCGACUGUAUCGGGUUUCGAGGACAGUCGGGUUAUUAGGAUUUGGCACAGAUGGCAUUGCUGGAUUCAGCGUGGCAGACUGUUGAAAAAAAGAGGAAUAAUUAGGUGCUCUAGUUUUAAAUGAAACCAAAAAACGCCUCUUUUUUUGUUUGGAAAUGGUUUGCAGACCUCACAUUUCUGCUCCUGUGGCUUCCACGACUAGUUUUUAUAGAUGUUCUAGUUGCAUCUGUAAUCACAUUUUCAUAUUGGUUUACUGAUAUACUCGAAGGUACUUCAUCUAGUUUCAUCCCAGCAUGCUUAAGUGGCAAUCGUCUGCGUGCAGUAUGUAUGUAUGGAAGGUUUUGUGUGUGUGUGUGUGUGUGUGUGUGUUGACUUUGUCAUCAGGCCUUACCCCCAUCACUCCACACCUUUUGUCUCUACUGUUUGUCGCUAGGAGCUCAAGUUGGUCCUUUUUGCUGUUUAUAACAGUGUGUAUUUAUUCUAUACUUUAAGCUUGUAAAUAAGAAAUACUGGUUCAGUGUAAAAUCUAUUUUAAUUUAUAUGCACUUGCAUUACCUGGAAGUGGUGGUGUCUAAUGUGUAGGAGACUCCGAAUUCGAGUCUUUUUAUAUAUGUAUUAUAUAUUGUUUUUUUUAUAUAUCUAUAUAUAAAUAUAUAUAAAUAUAUCUAAGUAUAUAUUCGCACAAUGUUUUGAGUGCCCAGCAGAGCAGCAGCUAAAGAGACAUGUUGUUGUCGUCACAUGGGAACCUUGUUACUCCAAAAUGGCUUUUUUUUAUUUUCACACGAAAAUGAAAAUUAUGCAUGAAUAUUAAACCAAAAAUGUUCUCACUUUGGCAUCCCUUUGAAAUCUCAAUUAAUAACACAGUAUUUUAUUUUUUGAUAUUUAUGAAAAUGUAAGUUUCUCUCUGUUAAAUUUCAGCUUAGUUACAUUUCUUAAAUAAUUUUACAGACUUUCAAAUGUCUUCAUUUUGUUUCUUAGAUAAUUUUUCUGAUGGGAAACUAUUUUGGUCCAACUGAGUUUUUGAAGCUACAAGGUUUUCAUGUGACGGCAGCGAUUUGGUAACCCAGAGGCAACAUAGAGGACAUGUUAAACUGCAUAGGCUUGGAUCGUAGGAUACAUUCAGGCUAGCUAAGGAACGCAGAAGCUUAGUCAACGCUCGGUGUCAAAGUACACAAAUAGCUCAUUUUCUCUCACGACCUGAGCUUCUCCAUCCAGCAUUUGAAUGCAGAUUGCUGAUAUACGAGGCCAGAUAGACACCGGUUCGACGGACAAAACACAAAGUCUCCUUCUACACUCAGCGCACUUCAUGUAAAAGUAGAUAACACAGGGACGCUAUUGGUAGCAUGCUACAAUACGCCCCGGCACUGACGUGAGUCGUUCUGAAUUAACAACAAAUACAUGGCCGUGUGUAACUGAUUGUGCUAAUGUGUGAACUCUUUCUGACCAAACUUGUUAGCAGUUUUGAAAUUCAAAUUUGUCAGUAUUAACAUUGUUUAUCUAUGUUUGAUCUUUUUCUUUUUGGUCCUAGUUGUGUCCAAAUGGUUAGCCAGAUUUAGCACUAUCUGCAUGAGAGAUGGGUUUUUUUUUAUUGUCAAUAAUAUGUUCAAGUCCGCCAGUUGGUGGAUUAUUAAAUGUUUCACACAAUGUAUGGUAUUAUAUUGUAUAUUGUGUUCAAAAAUAAAUCUGAAAUACUUUUUCUAUUAAGUGAUUAAAAGCAAAGCAUGAAUAUA